AGGAUUACUUUAUCCUAUCCUAGAUAUUCCUGAAAGAGGUGGGGUUUCAGGUGUCUCCGGAAGGUGGUGAUUGACUCCGCUGUCCUGGCGUCGUGAGGGAGUUUGUUCCACCAUUGGGGGGCCAGAGCAGCGAACAGUUUUGACUGGGCUGCGCGGGAACUGUACUUCCUCAGUGGUAGGGAGGCGAGCAGGCCAGAGGUGGAUGAACGCAGUGCCCUUGUUUGGGUGUAGGGCCUGAUCAGAGCCUUCUUCUCCACCACUUUGUUUUUGCAUUAUUUAAAACAAAUUGAACAUGUUACAUUAUCUACUUGAGGCUAAUUUGAUUUUAUUGAUGUAUUAUAUAAAGUAAAAAUAAGUGUUAAUUCAGUAUUGUUGUAAUUGUCAUUAUUACAAAUACGGCAUUGACUUUUUUGGUCCUCCAAUAAUUGGUAUCGGUAUCGGCAUUGAAAAAUCAUAAUCGGUCGACCUCUACAAUGUAGCACGUCUGGUGAACAGGCCGCAGGCAGAACAGUUGAAACCGGCGCAGCAGCACAACCAGGUGGACUGGGGACAGCAAUGAGUCAUCAGGCCAGGUAGUCCUGAGGCAUGGUCCUAGGGCUCAGGUCCUCUGAGAGAGAGAGAGAGAGAGAGAGAAUCAGAGAACGCAUACUUAAAUUCGCACAGGACACCGGAUAAGAAUGGAUUAAUACUCCAGAUAUAACACACUGAUCCAAGCAUAAAUACUGCAUGAAUAAAUACUGGAGGCUGAGACAGGAGGGGUCAGGAGACACUGGCCCCGUCCGACAAUAUCCCCGGACAGGGCCAACCAGGCAGGAUAUAACCCCACCCACUUUGCCAAAGCACAGCCCCCACCACUAGAGGGAUAUUUUCAAACCACCAACUCACUACCCUGUGACAAGGCCGAAUAUAGGCCAUGAAGAUCUCCUUUUAACGGCACAAACCCGAAGGGGCGCCAACCCGGACAGGAAGAUCACGUCAGUGACUCAACCCACUCAAGUGACACACCCCUCCUAGGGACGGUUCAGGGGCAGAACAACAGAUUUUUACCUUGUCAGCUCAGGGAUUCAAUCUACCAACCUUUCAGUUACUAGUCCAACGCUCCAACCACUAGGUUACCUGCCACCCAGUAAGCCAGUGACUCAGCCCCCGUAAUAGGGUUAGAGGCAGAGACAGCAAGGGUGGUUCAUUGCUCCAGUGCCUUUCCGUUCACCUUCACACCCCUGGGCCAGACUACACUCAAUCAUAGGACCUACUGAAGAGACAAGUCUUCAAUAAAGACUUAAAGGUCGAGACAGAGUCUGCGUCUCUCACAUGGGUAGGCAGACCAUUCCAUGAAAAUGGAGCUCUAUAGGAGAAAGCCCUGCCUCCAGCUGUUUGCUUAGAAAUUCUAGGAUUGUUUAUUUUUAUUAGUUCCCCAUGAGAUAUAUCAUCGGUACUAAACAAAUGUAAUGGAGAAAGGAGUAGCUCAAGUAAAGACACAUAGAAAGGGAGGCGGACAGGCUGAGUAAAGAGAGAAAUGCAAUUGAAAGAACCUGAAUUUUCCUUAUAUUUUUUUACAGUUUUUAUUUGUCGGCUUUAUGUAUUUUGACUUAUUUGAAGAUUGAAGUUUAUAGGUCUACUGCUGCAUUGGCCUAUAGGCUUUGAGUUCCAUGCGCUCAUUUCUUUAGCCGCCAAUGGAUCACGGUUUAUUAUUGUGUCCAUAUGGCAGAGGCUGGUGCUCUCGCAUUAGUUUAAUUUGAACUUUUAGAAUUGUAUCAUUUUAUUUCAGAUUUUUAUCAUUAACCUCUUUGGGCUGGGGGCAGUAUUGAGUAGCUUGGAUGAAUAAGGUACCCAGAGUAAACUGCCUGCUACUCAGGCCCAGAAGCUAAGAAAUGCAUAUUAUUAGUAGAUUUGGAUAGAAAACACUCUGAAGCUUCUAAAACUGUUUGAAUGAUGUCUGUGAGUAUAACAGAACUCCUAUGGCAGGCAAAAACCUGAGAAAAAAUCCAAACAGGAAGUGGGAAAUCUGAGGUUUGUAGUUCUUCAAGUGAUUGCCUAUCCAAUAUACAGUGUAAAUUUGGUCUGAUUGCACUUCCUAAGGCUUCCACUAAGAUGUCAACAGUCUUUAGAACCUUGUUUCAAGCUUCUACUAUGAAGGGGGAGCGAAUAAGAGCUGUUUUAAUCGGGUCUGGCAGAAUGUUAUGAGUUUAGUCACUCGCGCGGCCGUGAGAGCGAGCUCCGUUCCUUUUAAUUUCCGAAGACAAAGGAAUUGUCCGAUUGGAAUAUUAUUGAAGAUUUUUGAUAAAAACAUCCUAAAGAUUGAUUCUAUACGUCAUUUGAUAUGUUUCUACGAACUGUAAUGGGACUGUUUUGACUUUUCGUCUGGACUAAAUGCCUGCGCCUUGUGAAUUUGGAUUUGUGAACUAAAACGCGCAAACAAAAAGGAGGUAUUUGGACAUAAAUGAUGGACUUUAUCGAACAAAACAAACAUUUAUUGUGGAACUGGAAUUCCUGGGAGUGCAUUCCGAUGAAGAUCAUCAAAUGCCCUGGGUGGGAGAUGACCAAAGAGGAUGUCCCGGUGCCACAGUCUUCAGAGGGGGACACUGACCUGGGCCGUCACAGCACGUUGUCCCACGGUGGUGUAGCGCGCCCCACCAUCCACCAGGUGGCCUCGGCCCCCAUGCCCACUGACUGCGACAUCCUCUAUCAAGCCCAGAUUAACUAUUUGAACCCAGGGUGUAUUCAUUAAUGCACACAGUUGCGAACCAUAACAAAACGGAGCAUAUCUCAUUAGACAAGUUCAGAGUUCUCCUUCUUUGACCCCGAGGAGCCCCAGUGCAGGGAGGUGCUGUUUGAGUCCAGCACCACGGUACCGGAGCUGUUCGCCGUACUCAGGCAGUGGGUGCCCCAGGUCCAGAAGAAUAUCAGCCUGAUCGGCAAUGAGAUCCUAAAGAGAGGCUGUGGUGUGAAUGACCGAGAUGGCUUGACCGACAUGAGCCUCCUGCACUACUGCUGCAAGGCGGGGGCACCCGGCAUAGGUGACGCAGACAUGGCGGCCAGCUUCGCCCAGCAACUCCUGUCCCUGGGGGCAGAGCCUGGUCUGCGGUCGCGGUGGACAAACAUGAGUGCCCUGCACUACGCCGCCUACUUCGAUGUGCCCCAGCUCAUCCGGGUGGUUCUGCACGCCUCCCAGCCCGGGGAGGUAGACACCACCUGCAGUGACUUUGACUUCGGCACGGCCCUGCACAUUGCCGCCUCCAACCUGUGCUCCUCCGCAGUCAAGUGUCUGCUAGAACUGGGAGCUAACCCCACCUUCAGGAACGAGAGGGGCCAGUGCCCGGCCGACGUGGUAUCCGAGCCCUUGGACAUGCUCUUGGAGAUGGCGGACGCCGCCGCCCUGGCCAAGGAGCUGCGCAGCCUGCUGAGGGAGGCCCUUCCCCGGCCCUGUGCCCCCCUGACCCUCCCUGCCCAAGAUCCAUCAGGCCUCUCCGACAAGGCUCGGCUCCAGCUCAUCAUCAUGGGCAUCCAGCUGGGCGACCGCGUGGUCAUCGCCGGUCAGAAGGUGGGCACUCUACAGUUCUGCGGCAGCACCGAGUUCGCCGGCGGUCUUUGGGCCGGCGUGGAACUCGACCAAGCGGAGGGGAAGAAUGACGGAUCCGUCGCUGGAGUUCAGUACUUUUCCUGCCGCCUCAAACACGGGAUCUUUGCACCCCUGUCCAAGAUCAGCAAACCCUCAGAGCGAUGCAAAGCCAGCACCCAGAGAAGUGCCACCCCCAUACGGCCCUCUCAGCGCAUCAACCUGUCGCGCGUCACCUCCAAGAUCAACACAGGUGCUCUCUCUCGUUCCCUCUCUUCCUCUUCAUCCUCCCUGGACUCCAGACAUGGCCUGACCGUGCAACCUCGGCCGUUUCCACGACAACGGCCUCCCGCAAGGCAGCGGCGGGAACGGCUUCAGCCUAGCUCCAAAACCAUGCCCCCUCCGACCCGGUCUAAUCCCAGCCCAACCCUCAUUGUACCCCGGAGCCGGACUCCCUCGGCCAGUAGCUCCGUGUGUGACGGGCCUGAGGUGCGCCUAGGGGAGAGGGUGUUGGUGGUGGGCCAGAGAACAGGGGUGGUCCGCUUCUACGGCAAGACCAACUUUGCCCCAGGGUUCUGGCUGGGGAUCGAGCUGGACAAGCCCAGCGGGAAGAACGAUGGCUCGGUCGGCGGGGUGAACUACUUCAGCUGUCCUCCCAAACAUGGUGUCUUUGCCCCUCCAUCGCGUGUACAGAGGAUCCAUGGCUCUAUGGAUUGUCUUUCAGAGCUGUCCUCCUCACGUCUCAACCGUCCUUUUGCUAGAAUCAGGCGCAGCUUCAGCACGUCGACGGCCAUCGCUGCCCAGAAGGAGCAGAGCCAGAAGAGUACCGUCAACAGGUCACGUUCCAACUCCCACCGUCGGCGCUGGAGCACCCUGAGUGGUGGCUGGGGUCCGGGAACAGGUGGCACAGGAAGCUCCGGAGGAACCACUGCCACCACCACCACCUCGUCUGGCUCGGACGCGUCAGUGCGCCUCCACCUAGGCAUGCAAGUGCUGCUGAGCAGUGCGAACGAGAUGGCUCUGAUCCGCUACAUGGGCCAGGCUGACUUCGCCCCAGGCCUGUGGCUAGGCCUGGAGCUGCGCACCGCCAAGGGCAAGAAUGAUGGCCAGGUGGGCGGCCGCCGCUACUUCACGUGCCGCCCGGACUACGGCGUGCUGGUGAGGCCCAGCCGUGUCACCUACCGCGGCAUUAAUGGUGCCCGGCUCGUGGAUGAGAACAGCUGAGGACACUAGGACCCAGGGGGUUGGGUUGGGUUAGGUGGGAGGGUGGGAAAGCAGUAGAGCGAGCAUAUCGGAGAAACGUUUCUGUUUGUUUUCUUUUGGGGGUGGGGGUUGUUUAGCGAUUUUCCUUUGUUCGUUUUUUCUUGGGUUUUGUGUUUGUUUCUUUUGCUCCUUGAAAUGUCCCCCAAAAACAACACUACCUAAUUAAUUAUUGUUAUAUACAUUUAAGAAAUGUUUUAUUUUAAGAUGUAUGUUAUGGUGGUGUGGCUAGCCUACAUUUUAACUACACAUCAGCUAGUUUGUCCUAUUUACUUGCUGAUUUACCUGUUUUGUUUUACCUGUUUACUCUACCCGUUGACCAUCAAUGGACACUAGAAAACUAGAUAUUACAUUUCAAAUUGAGACUACGAGAGUUGUCAUGCUAUUGAACACACUGUAGGUAUGAGGCAACAUAAGCUUUGAUUGUCAUAGAUAUGUUUGAUAGGGUGAAAGAAAAUAAUUUUCAGAAAUAUUUAUACUUAUAAUUUUACUGUGUGAUAUGAUUUAGUUGAUGGAAAUGCACUUGAUUGAUGGAAAAUGUGUAUAAAUCCGAUACAGUAAAUUAAUACUUCCAUUCUUCCCUAAGCUCCCUCACUGUACUGUAUGUAGAGAUUUGAACUGAUAUCAAAGCUAACCUCUGGUCAGCAACGCAGCUAAGCACCUUAAAGCAAGACAAUGUCCUAGUACAGAGGUACUAAAAUAUCCCCUGAUUUGAGCACUUUGGAGUAAAUGGAUAAGGCUGUUCGUAAUGAUAAUGCAGGGUUAUCUGGAUUCACUGCUGACUGUCCUAAAUGAGCAAGAAUGUGCACUGUGUUUGGCCAAUACUGAAUUUGAAUUCACUGCCAACUUGUGCUGAAUUGCUAAUUGACCAUCAGCUCCUACACCCUAGGCACUGCUGUGGAUCUGAGUGGAUUGGAUGGGUGGAAGCAAUAUGGUAAUAGGUUCACCUUGCCUUCUGAUUGGCUGGGUAGAAAUAUUGCUUAUACCUAUCAAUCGGUUUCAGAUCUACAGGAGUGCAUAAAGGAUAUGGGCUAGGGGUUGAUUUGGAAUUCAGCCAUAUUCAGCCAUUAAUGCUAUGGCACUACUUGAGUACUGGUAUAGUGCCGUCAAGUGAUGCCAAUUUAUACAAAUAUGGUCCUACACUGACGUGACACUCAUAGGCCUAUUGAUGUAUGCUACCUACUUUUGGUCAGAUUGGACACCCCACUGGCUCUGUGACAUAAGAUUUGUCUAAAGAUAACUUCCAUCUGCACGACUGCUAAUGACGUCUUAUGUCGUCCUUAUGACAAACUACAAAAUGCUUUGUGAAAGCUGGUUUCCGUGAAGCGUAUUCCAAAGUUAUAUACCGAUAAAGAUUACAGUCUUGACAAGUCAGCAGGCAACAAGCUAUUGAUUAUAUCUGUGGAGAAAAAAAAAGAGACCUUAUUUAACACAAGCUCCAUGUGCCACCCAAUAACAAAGGUAGAACGCAACAGUAGCCCAGAUUCUGAAUGCGAUAUACCAUUGAUCGGUCUGGUUGGGCCCUAUGCAAUUGAAAUGUGUUGGCAGGACGAAUCAUGGUUGCCUGAGAUAUUCGCCUGAGGUUUGGAGAUGAAAGAAGCUCGGUGGUAUGAGUGCUAAUUCAACUGCUCGUAUCUCUUCUCUGUAGUCAGUUCUGUUAUUUCUGUAACAGUCACCGUCGUAACAGUCAGGUCUGUUACGGUCAUUGUUGUGGCAAUUGAGACAAUUGUGUAACAGUCAUCGCCUUUUCAGUCAAUUCUGUAACACUGUUACUUAGUACUGUUGGGUUCUAUGAUGUCUUCUCAGACAACACAUGAUCGGAAAGUCCAAGUUAAAAUGCACUUGAAAGUCAUUGGUUGCAUUGUGUGUCUGCGCAGCGAAAGGGUUUCAGUAUGGAAUAGGGGCACGUAGUGUAAAAAUUGUAUUUGUAAAAUGAAUAAAGAUUCUAUUCUAAUUUCA
This is a messenger RNA of Oncorhynchus nerka (sockeye salmon), 6775 nucleotides long. Its product is annotated as CAP-Gly domain-containing linker protein 4-like. Gene Ontology annotation, biological process: cytoplasmic microtubule organization. The record is from RefSeq and is a predicted model, not a curated record. Lineage: Eukaryota; Metazoa; Chordata; Actinopteri; Salmoniformes; Salmonidae. Gene Ontology annotation, cellular component: microtubule plus-end; nucleus; cell cortex. Gene Ontology annotation, molecular function: microtubule plus-end binding. The transcript has 16 exons. The coding region runs from base 2972 to 4780 and encodes 602 amino acids.